This is a messenger RNA of Coregonus sp. 'balchen', 9592 nucleotides long. The record is from the annotation of a GenBank genome assembly. Lineage: Eukaryota; Metazoa; Chordata; Actinopteri; Salmoniformes; Salmonidae.
AUGCAGUGUUCAAUUCCUUUGACUUACUCUGGAUCUCUGCAUCAUCUGUAUAGGAAUGUAUAGGACGUUCCUAACCCUUUACAUUUAUCAGGAGUUGACUUGAAAAUGACUUGCGUAGUCAGACUGAGUGGUUCCUUAUGAUUCCAGACAUGUUCUAAUGUUCCUCUCUGAUCCUCUCUGAAGCUCUACUGUUCUACUGGGUCUUGGCCUUUCUGAUGAAGACCAUCAAGUUUGCCAAGUACACGGAGCACGGCAUCGGCCUGAGACAACUCCGCUACUGCAUCACAGGACUCCUGGUCCUGCUCUACGGACUACUGCUGGCUGUGGAGAUCAACGUCAUACUGGGCAGGGUGAGCACCAGUGUGUGUGGGAGUGGAAUGGAAUAUGUGUGUGUGCCCAUGUAUUUGUGUGUGUGUAUUUGUGUGUACCUUUUUGUGUGUAUCAUCCUAGAGUGAGGAGUGUGUGUGUGUGUGUGUGUGUGUGUGUGUGUGUGUGUGUGUGUGUGUGUGUGUGUGUGUGUGUGUGUGUGUGUGUGUGUGUGUGUGUGUGUGUGUGUGUGUGUGCACGCACGUACAUACGUGCAAGCAUACAUUUGUGUGUAUGCAUCGAUUUUCCUCAGUGUGACUGGCGGCCAUCUCUUUCCUGUCUUUCCUGUGUCUUUCAAUCUAGCAUUUUGGAUGCUCCUGCACAUUGGAUGAUCAGUAUUGCUGCCUACAGGUCUGCUCAUUAGGCUGAUAGAUCAGGCAGAAUGUGCUGGACUGUUGUGACGAGUGGGACCUUGUAGUUACAUGUAACAAGGUCAUAUUCUCUUAACCUGCUGUGUAAGUUCUCCUAAACAUGCUCCGAAAAGUCAAUUUUGAAAAAAGAUGUAACCCUUCUAGAAAAAACCUUGUUUUGGGGCAGAGCUCAUUAGAAUAAUACUCAGCAUUCAAUUGUCCAUUUUUACAAACACAUUUAUAUUUAGUCCAUUUAGCAGACGCUCUGAUCACACCAUAGUGCCAUCAGACUUCUGAUACCAAUGCAGGGUGAAAGGUGGGCCACAAAAUGGUGAACCUCAAUAAAAAAUGUGUAUAGAAAAGUAUUUUGUAUUUCGAAAAUACAAAUUACAGCUCUCGAAAGUAUCUUGUUACAAAAUGAUACAGGGAGGCUUUGCCAAGGUAUUGAUACUUUUGCCAACCCGUUAUCAUGCAACCCAUAAUUUAAUACACAACAGAGCCAACUUCACAGUCAAAUACUCUUCAUCACCCAUAAUGAUCAGACACUAUCUGUGAUAUCCAGUGGAGCACAGGCCAACAAGAUAAUUAACCAUUAUCUCUUCAAAACUUGGAUUAAGUAAGUGUUUCUGAAACUGGAUGUACGUUAGCAAAUAGUUGCAUAGUUCAUUGCAUUGUUCACAUUUGUAUGAGAAAAAGUGAAUUUUUCUCCCUCUGUCCCUCCACACAGCGCUACCUAUGUUUCACUGAGGCUAUGGAGGUGAAGCCCCCAGAGGACCUGCAGGACCUGGGGGUGCGGUUCCUGCAGCCCUUCGUCAACCUGCUGUCCAAGGCCACCUACUGGUGGAUGAACACCUUCAUCACGGCAGCCCACCACCGCCCCAUCGACCUCAAGGUCAUCGGCAAGCUGCCCAUCGCCAUGCGAGCCCUCACCAACUAUCUGAAGCUCCGCAAGGCUUUCGAGAGCCAGAGGGUAAAGGUAGUAAUACUACUUUACUUCUCUCACACCAAGCAUGUGAGAGAAAGACAGACAGAUGAGAGAGCGAGAGAGAGAGAGAGAGAUGAGGAGUGUGGAGAGAGAGAGAGAGAGAGAGAAGAGAUAGAGAGAGAUAGAGAGAGAGUAGGAUAGAGAGAUGAGAUGAUAUCCUAUAUUCUACGACUCUAGCGCAUACUCUCUAUAUCUCUCCGCACUAUCAGAGUCUAUAUAGAAACAUAACACACUAAAACGUGUUCAACACUGCCCACUCACAAAUUUAAGCCAAUUUGAGGUGUACAUAAUGUGAAUUUUUUCAAGGCUACCUUCAAACUCAGUGCCUCUUUGCUUGAACAUCAUGUGAAAAUCCAAAGAAAUCAGCCAAGACCUCAGAAAAAAUAUAUUACACCUCCACAAGUCUGGUUCAUCCUUGGGAGCAAUUUCCAAAUGCCUGAAGGUACCACGUUCAUCUGUACAAACAAUAGUACGCAAGUAGAAACACCAUGGGACCACGCAGCCGUCAUACUGCUCAGGAAGGAGACGCGUUCUGUCUCCUAGUACUUUGGUGCGAAAAAUGCAAAUCAGUCCCAGAAAAACAGCAAAGGACCUUGUGAAGAUGCUGGAGGAAGCAGGUACAAAAGUAUCUAUAUCCGCAGUAAAAGGAGUCCUGUAUCGACAUAACCUGAAAGGACGCCCAGCAAGGAAGAAGCCACUGCUCCAAAACCGGCAUAAAAAAGCUAGACUACGGUUUGCAACUGCACAUGGGGACAAAGAUCGUACUUUUUGGAGAAAUGUCCUCUGGUCUGAUGAAACAAAAAUAGAACUGUGUGGCCAUAAUGACCAUCGUUAUGUUUGUAGGAAAAAGGGGGAUGCUUGCAUGCCGAAGAACACCAUCCCAACUGUGAAGCACGGGGGUGGCAGAAUCAUGCUGUGGGGGGGCUUUGCUGCAGGAGGGACUGGUGCACUUCACAAAAUAGAUGGCAUCAUGAGGAAGGAAAAUUAUGUGGAUAUAUUGAAGCAACAUAAGAAGACAUCAGUCAGGAAGUUAAAGCUUGGUCGCAAAUGGGUCUUCCAAAUGAACAAUGACCCCAAGCAUACUUCCAAUGUUGUGGCAAAAUGGCUUAAGGACAACAAAGUCAAGGUAUUGGAGUGGCCAUCACAAAGCCCUAACCUCAAGCCUAUAGAAAAUAUGUGGGCAGAACUGAAAAAGCGUGUGCGAGCAAGAAGGCCUACAAACCUGACUCAGUUACACCAGCUCUGUCAGGAGGAAUGGGCCAAAAUUCACUCAACUUAUUGUGGGAAGCUUGUGGAAGGCUACCCAAAACGUUUAACCCAAGUCAAACAAUUUAAAGGCAACGCUACCAAAUACUAAUUGAGUGUAUGUAAACUUCUGACCCACUGGGAAUGUGAUGAAAGAAAUAAAAGCUGAAAUAAAUUAUUCUCUCUACUAUUUUUCUGACAUUUCACAUUCUUAAAAUAAAGUGGUGAUCCUAACUGACCUAAGACAGGGAAUUUGUACUAGGAUUAAAUGUCAGGAAUUGUGAAAAACUGAGUUUAAAUGUAUUUGGCUAAGGUGUAUGUAAACUUCCGACUUCAACUGUAUAUCCAUGAAACUGGAAAGUUUCGGAAGUGAAUGUGAAGUAUCAGAAGCAGAAGAAUCAAAUCUGGUUUAUUUAUACAUUUUUUGUUUAUUUAUGUAUGUAUCUGCCCUCGUGCUCUCUGCAUCAAAGAGCCUGACGAGAGGCUGCCUCCAAGCCAAUCACCCCCUAGAGAGGAGUUGGAAAACCAGGAGGACACCAUGAUUAUUUACCUCUCUGCAGCCCAAAGUAGCUAGAUGUUGUCCCCGAUCUUCACUAACAAUACAUGUGUAAACAUCACACAACGCAUUCAUGUCAGCGGGGUUGACUACAGUAAAUGUUUGGCCUUCAUGCAUUAUACAUGGAGGGUUUCAACCUUUUGAGAUCGGACAAACUAUUUGACUGCACACAAACACUUGAAUGCCUGAAUGCCUGAAUUCCCGAAUGCCUGAAUGCUGGUGUACUUUCAGAUCUGAACGAACCUCUUCUGUGAGGUCCCAUUGUGCGGUGUGCCGAUGCCACAGUAGCCUGAGUCAUUAGGACUGAAGUCAGGAGAUGGCAUGUUGGGAGGACAUCAUUACUACUGAAAAGCACGAGAACCACGCUCUUCUCCUUCUCCCCUCAGUAAACACUGAAUUCCAUUAAACACUGAAAGCCAUUAAACACUGAAAGCCAUUCAACACUGAAUAUCAUUAUACACUGAAUCCUAUUAAACACUGAAUCCUAUUAAACACAGAAUUUCAUUAAACACAGAAUUUCAUUAAACAGUGAAUUCCAUUCAACACUGAAUUCCAUUCAACACUGAAUUCUAUUAAACAGUGAAUUCCAUUCAACACUGAAUUCUAUUAAACACUGAAUUCUAUUAAACAGUGAAUUCCAUUCAACACUAAAUUCCAGGUUCCAUGCAGGUUUCUAUUCUGUAGAUGUAAUUGGCUCCUGAUCGCCUUGGGUAUGCAGGUUUUUGUUCCAGCUAAUUAUCUUUUCAUGUUCCUUUAACAGCCUUUUGAUGAGUGGCCUUGUUUUGCUUGUGUAAGAAACCCACAGGGAAUAGCCACACUGUGUGUGGGAGGAGACUGACUGUGAGAACCGCUGCAAGAGUCCAAUUAACUCAGGUUCCUUAAUUGGAACUUGGGUAAGACUGUACAUGGACAUUUUACUUUUCACUGUUUUACCUGAUACAACCAUGAUGUCCUUCCUCUUGCAGAGGCCUCUGGGCUCCAUGCCGCAGGGCCCUAAGUGGAUCUGGAGGGCCCUACGCCAGGCAUUUGGACGGCCCCUCAUCAUCAGCAUCACCUUCCGCUUCCUGGCUGACCUGCUGGGCUUCGCUGGGCCCCUCUGUAUCUCUGGCAUCGUCCAUCACAUCAGCAAGGACAACCGCACCAUACAGCCCCCGGUGAGAAGACAUUAUGCGUACACCAGCGGAGGCUGCUGAGGGGAGGAUGGCUCAUAGUAAUGGCUGGAAUGGAGUCAAUAGAAUGGUAUCAACCACAUGCAAACCACAUGUUUGAUACCAUUCCGUUGACUCCAUUCCAGGCAUUAUUAUGAGCCGUCCUACCCUCAGCCGCCUCCGCUGACGGCAAGGAGACACACGCACGCACGGAUGCACGCACACACUCACACACGCUCACUGUUGAGAGAGUGAGAGAGACAGAUAUCCCAUGAGCUCCUGACUUUCAAAAGGUCAAGGCCUGUAUCCACAAAGCAUCUCAGAAAAGGUCUUAGGAAUCCUGUUAAAACCUGUUUUAAGACAACAACAAAAAACUCCCAGCUCAGAGUAGGUUUUAGGAUGAUGUUAAGGCACUGCUCAGACAAACUCAGAGUCAGGAGUAAAACCAACUCAUAAAAAUUUAUCUCAGCUGGUAAUCACGACAGUUUGAGGUACCGCAAAGGAAAGCUGUUGAUGAAUUUCAUUGACAUUAUUGCAAAUUAUGGGGAAUAACCAAUCGCAAUGAGGCAUCAACAGCUAUGAACUCUAUAGCACGCUUCAGACAACCACAGUGAAUGUGACUUUACAUCAAAUGUUGCAAUAAAACGUUUGAUAUAAUAUUCGCCUGACACGAUCACUUUGCCUACUAAUUAUUGCCUAAUACUGUAUGUUGGCAUGCAUAACCGUUUUAAAAAAAAACAAUUCUGAAAGUUGUUAAAAGUGGAAUUUUUACAAUAAUUACCAUUCUAUCAACACACUCGUCACGCACGUUUAACAACUCUAAAUCACUUUGGCACAGUAGGCAUCAAGUCACUUGCCGAUAAUGUUGAAUACAACCUUGCAUACUUUUUUAUUUUUGUAUUUAUUUUUUUAUUUAACCUUUAUUUAACCAGGUAAGCCAGUUGAGAACAAGUUCUCAUUUACAACUGCGACCUGGCCAAGAUAAAGCAAAGCAGUGCGAUAAAAACAACAACACAGAGUUACAUAUGGGGUAAAACAAAACAAAGUCAAAAAUACAACAGAAAAAAUAUAUAUACAGUGUGUGCAAAUGUAGCAAGUUAUGGAGGUAAGGCAAUAAAUAGGCUAUAGUGCAAAAUAAUUACAAUUAGUAUUAACACUGGAAUGCUAGAUGUGCAAGAGAUGAUGUGCAAAUAGAGAUACUGGGGUACAAAUGAGCAAAAUAAAUAACAAUAUAGGGAUGAGGUAGUUGGGCGGGCUAAUUUCAGAUGGGCUGUGUACAGGUGCAGUGAUCGGUAAGGUGCUCUGACAACUGAUGCUUAAAGUUAGUGAGGGAGAUAAGUGUCUCCAGCUUCAGAGAUUUUUGCAAUUUGUUCCAGUCAUUGGCAGCAGAGAACUGGAAGGAAUGGCGGCCAAAGGAGGUGUUGGCUUUGGGGAUGACCAGUGAGAUAUACCUGCUGGAGCGCAUACUACGGGUGGGUGUUGCUAUGGUGACCAAUGAGCUAAGAUCAGGCAGGGAUUUGCCUAGCAGUGAUUUAUAGAUGGCCUGGAGCCAGUGGGUUUGGCGAUGAAUAUGUAGUGAGGACCAGCCAACAAGAGAAAUGUUUGAAAGGUCUAUAAUAUUUACACAAUCAAGGUUAACAUAAGCCCCUAGAUGCCUUCAAUUUCCCAACUUAUAGGCAUGCCCAAUUUAGACAUAUUUUUAACAACGUGAUGUUGUGCUCCAAAUGGAUAACUUGAAAAAACAUGAUGUAGGUAAUUAAAUAAUGGAAAUAAAAGAAUGUGAUUAUUUAUUAGCCUAGUGGUUAUAAGUAUGUAGGCAUAUCAUGUGAAAUCAUUGUCUAAAGCGCAAGAGAUACUGUUGCAUGUAAGUCUGGAUUAUUUAUGGUUUGAUCAUAUAGAAAUAUAAAAACAUUGUUUCAACAACUCCAAAGCAGUUGCCUGUCUAUGGCAGAGGAACCACUGACUUGCUGCAUUUUUCUAUUAUCAAGACACCUGCUGGUAACUCCUAACUGGUUAGGACUGGUGGGACUCCUAAAUAUCAAUCAAUCAAUCCAAUUUAUUUAUAAAGCCCUUUUUUUUUUUACAUCAGCAGAUGUCACAAAGUGCUAUACAGAAACCCACCUAAAACCCCAAACAGCAAGCAAUGCCGACUAGGUGUGACUUAUACUAAGAGCUUCAUGAUAGCUUUAUUUUUACCAUAAUGUAGAGUAAACGUCUCUUUCUCGCACUUACACCAGUUCUCUACUCUGAGACGCUUUGUGGAUACAGGCCCAGGUUUCCAUUCUGAUAUGACAUUUACUUUCCUCCUCCAGCAUAAUGGAGGAUAGUGCACAAUUAAUAUAAAGACACAUUAAAUAUAUUAAACAUAAUUAAUUCAUUAGAUAAUCUAAAUGUGUAAUUAAUGUUCUUAAUUAUCAAAUCGAUUCAUUUAGUAAAAAAUAUAAUUAUUUCACUAUUUACAUUUACAUUCCUGAGCUUGCGGAUUCAGAUACUAAAACUGACGACCACAAAGUCAGUGGCGGGGCUACGCGAUCUAGUCGAUCAUGCUUUGUCAAUGAGUAGGCCUGGAUAAGACAGGAGGAUCUCGUGACUUUCCGGGAGUGUAAGACUUUUAAACUUGCAGAGGAUUGAAGAUGACUGCUGAUUAUCCGAAUUGAUUGUCUUGGCUCAGAGGGUAACCCCGUAGUUCCUACCAACUUUUGAUGGUCGUUUGACAGUUUAGUAUCAGGACACUCCAACGCAGGAUCCAUGACAUAAUUAAUAUAAAUAUUAUAUGUAUUUUACAAAAAUGAAUCGAUUUGAUAAUUAUGACACAUUUAAUAACCCAUUAUGUAUUUAUUCUAGAUAUUUGACACUUAAGUAUUAUUUAAUGUGUAUUUAUUGAUUUAAUGUGGCACUAGCCUCAUACAGCCAACGUCCUCAAAGGUGAAAUCCUUGAGGCUAAUGACUGGCAGCCUCACUGUGCUGCUGUCUGUUUGUCUGUCUGGCUCUCUGACUCCUCUCUAAUUCCACUCAGAGCAGGACACGGACGCAUCUGUCAGAUCUCCUGUACUGACCCCAUUCAGAUCCCCUCUCCUGCUGUAAUGAUAGAUCCUCAGUUAUUGGUUUGAAAGUUGCGUAGUGGAAUAUUGCUGAUUUGUCUCAGUAACUGUAAAAGGCUGUGUGUUCUGUAGCUCCUCAUAGAAGGCAAAUAAGGUAUGCCCUCUCCUGAAGAAAAGGCAUUUGAUGAUUUUGUUUGAAUGUCACUGAGUUAGUUACACAAUAUAAUUUCUAAUAGGGGAGCUGAUUUGGAAACAUUGGGUGGCCAUGUCAUCUGUAGUCACUCAUAGAAGUCAGACAGUUUUCUCCUCCGUCUCUAUCUCCAUCUUGACAGUGUUUUUGGUCCGAGGGUAGACUAAAAUAGUCGCCCCUGGAAGAGAUUAAAUAUUAAAGAGUGAUAUCAAGCUAAAAAUAUCACCAUGAGACUGACAAGAAAAGGCUGUGUAGUCAACUGAUAAAUGCAAUGUCAUGGAACGUGGCAAUAGCUUAUUGUGAAUGCGUGGAAUGGAGCACCCAGAUGUCCUGAGCACUCGAAAGCAUGCAUGGGAGUGCACUCAAACAAAGUAUUUAUUUGCAUUAAUUUGACAUACACUCGGGAAAGGAGUCGGCUGUAUGCCAUUCAAACACUGUAAAAUGUGUCUGUGUAUGAGUGUGUGUGUGUGUGAGAGAGAGAAAGAGAGAGGGAGGGAGAGCGAGAGAGGGGAGGAGAGAGAGAGAGAGAGAGAGAGAGAGAGAGAGAGAGAGAGAGAGAGAGAGAGAGAGAGAGGGGGAGGGGUACCUGCUAAAUGAUUUAUAGAGAUGUAUUUAUUACCUGUCCUGUUCCAGUUUGAAUGGCUCCUCAGAGAUAGGAGAGAUGAGAGAUAAGAUAUCCCUUACAUUUACAUUUAGCAGACGCUCUUAUCCAGAGCGACUUACAGUUAGUGAGUGCAUUACAUUUUCACCUGAGACCCUUUACGGCAUAAUCCAAUGUUAGGGUUUCACACCUGAAGGAUGUCGGUGUAUUGAACUUCCUUAAGACAGUGGAUUUGUUAUGGAAUGACCCCAGCCUUGGUGUGAUUCACUGGUAGAACUGAAUGACUGAGGACAUCCAUCAUCAUUACAGUGCAGAGAUAGAGGGAGAGUGUUCCACGAAUAGCUGGCCUGAUCCAGAGUGUUAUGGUGUGUAGUUAGAUAAGAUACAACAGAUGACUACAAUGACUCCGUUGACUCAGAUGACUUGAAGUGGACUGUUGAUUGAUCAUCUUAAGGAAUUUCUGGGAGUUAUUCUCCUCUGCGUGUUAGGAAUGAUUCUGUAAUAUCCUUAUAGAAAAUCAAAGCAUUUCCCCCUCUGAUGUACAUAUUCUCUUUGAUGCUUGAUUACUGUCUUGUAAACAGAUGUGGUUGGAUAUUAGUAGUAGAUCUCUGCUGUAGAUUUUGAACCUGCCAUUUCAUAACAGUCACAGUCAGACUUUCCAUACUGGAAUGGCUGUUCUUUCCCUUGCCCUCCCUGCUGGCAGCUCCUGGGAAGAUCGCAAUGUCAUACUCCUCACGUCCUUUCUCCUCUCUCCUCAUCUCCUUCUCAAAACCCAUUGGAUGAGAAAGCCAGAGGUACCUCCCCUCUGACCUUCUACUCCAAUGGGUUUUGAGAAGGACGCGAGGAAUUUACAAUUGAGAUGUUCGCCCUGUCUGUGUGAGUAGGAUACUGACUGGGUGUACUGACUGACUGGGUCCAUGUCUGUGUCUCUCGCUGUGCUUUCAGAUAAAGCUGCUGGGGGUCUACUUUAUCUCCUCUCAAGAGUUCUUGGCGAAUGCCUACGUGCUGGCCGUGCUGCUGUUCUUCGCCCUCAUCCUGCAGAGAACCUUCCUCCAGGCCUCGUAUUAUGUGGCUAUCGAGACGGGCAUCAACUUACGAGGGGCUAUACAG